Molecule: messenger RNA, 2412 nt
Organism: Fonsecaea multimorphosa CBS 102226
Lineage: Eukaryota; Fungi; Ascomycota; Eurotiomycetes; Chaetothyriales; Herpotrichiellaceae
Exons: 1
Coding region: 1-2412 (803 amino acids)
Source: RefSeq, a predicted model, not a curated record
AUGCCGUCCGAGUCAAGGCCGAUCAGAGUCCCUUGGUUGGGUGCUGGCCCCGAUCCGGGCAAUGGCAGCUUCUUCGAUUUACCAGCGGAAUGGGGCUUCAGUAUCGACAACCUCUUGCGGGGAGACUUUGGAGGCCAUGGAGACAGGCAAGGUCUUGCUUUCCUGCAGACCUGGCUUUUCUUUGGUCUGUUGAAAGAAGCACUGGGAAAUCAGCACCGCAUUACGCCGGAACACUGGGUGUCUGAUUAUGGCGGCGAUCAGGCCAGGCAGAAAUACAUGAUUAGCCCGCACUUGAGCUCUUAUCUUCUCAGGAUUGAGCGCAGAUUGAAGAGUCUGCAAAGCCCCCGCCCGCCUUGGGAGUACUGGGAAGAAGUGUUUGGCCUCACAAUAGCCGUGACAGAAGCUUUUGAUCAGGUCUCCGCUAGACGCUGCACGGCUUCAGACAUUGCCCUCCAUGUGCCUCUUCAGAUCACAUGGUCGAUCCUCAUGCUUGGACAGAUUUUGGCCAACACAAUCAUGAAGUGCUACCAAGUCGAAGUAUCUGAUUUUCAACACUGGCCCGAUGGUACACUCCUUCACCUUCGCAUGAAUCGGCAAUGGGAAUGUCCGCAUCGAUGCAACAAACUCACGGCUCUCUUUGCAAUGGACGCAAUCUAUUCCUUGAGUCUGCUGUCCUUUCAUGGUUCGACGAGUGAGCAUGCUGCACUUCCACGAGACGCGCCCGAGGCUCUCUUGUCGUCUCUCUCUUUGUACGACGAAGAUCCUGCAGUUGGCAGAGGUCGACACCGCAAUUGCACGGUCCAGCGAUGCCUGGGCGAGAAGAUCGAUCAAAGUUCUUAUCGGACUGCUCACGUGCAUAACGGGUGCAGGUGCCCCUUCCUUGGUCCCAAUGUCGGGAAAGUGAUCGAAAUUCUGGAUGACAAAGAGAUUCCAGCGUUCGUGGUGAGAGAAUACACCUCUCCGCAGGGUGCUGUCAGUUUGUUCAUAGAUGUGGUUCGGGCAAAGGCUACUCCUGGCUAUGUGGCCAUAUCACAUGUUUGGGCUGAUGGCCUUGGGAACAGUGUCAAUAAUCAGCUUCCAAGCUGCCAAGUUUCUCGAUUGGCAGGUUUGGUGAGCACACUCACCGGAAGAGCGGCCCAGCCAUUCUGGAUUGAUACUUUUGGCAUCCCGCGCGACUUGGAGCAAAGAAAAAAGGCCUUGGCCGUCAUGGAGCCGACAUACAGACUUGCGGAAAAGGUGCUUGUCCUCGACGGGGGGCUUCAACAGCACCUCAUGUAUCGGACCAUCGAGAGUGAGCUUGUGACCGUCGACUUUGUGGAAGCUGAACAAACGCGUGCUGGAGUCGCCCUUGAACUUCUUCUGCGGAUUGUGUGCUGCUCCUGGACCUCACGGCUUUGGACACUUCCGGAAGGUAUGCUGGGUCCAGAACUACACUUCCAGUUUUCGGACGGCACUGUCGAGCUUGGAGAUCUGGUUGCUCAGCUCAGACCUUGGCCGAUUCUGGGCAGCAACAUUGUCAAAGACAUGAUCUCGUCCCUCAUCCGUCUACGUCCAAAGCUCAGGACCCAAAGUCGGCGUGGGUAUGCCCCUUUCGAUCCGCUCAUGCUCAAUUGGCCGCGAGGUGAUGCUUACGGUCAGUUUAUCACAAUGUUCCAAGCGCUUGAAUUCCGUGAUACCACCUGGAAAGAGGACGAGGCGACCUGUCUGGGCAUCCAUCUCAAUUUGGAUUUGCAAGCAAUUCUCUCACGAGAUUAUCCAGAGAGACUGGAAGCGUUCUUCGACCAGCUGGACAUGAUUCCAGCAGAUCUCAUGUUCACGCAUGGCGAGCGCCAGCCACGCUACCCAUAUCGAUGGGCCCCGCUCCACCUGCUCGAGUACAAGGACAAUUACGUCUGCAUCCCGUCAGCGACACCAGAAAGGCCCGCAGGUGUUCGCACUGAUCGUGGAUUACUCGUUCAGCUCAACUGUGUCAAGCUUUGGACAAAAAAUGAACGUGUACCGAACACCGAGUUCAUCUUCUUCUCCGUCCAAGCGACGUCCGACCAAGGUGUAGAAUAUCCAGUCAGCUACGGCAUGCAGAUUGCUGCUCUGGAUCCCCGAGACUCACCAAGUUGGAGGCGGAGCAAGACUCACCGAGUCCUUGCAGAGGGAGGCGCAGCAGCCGAAUGCCUAUACCUUAUACAAGGUCCCCACGGAGUCCAAGGACCACCGGCGGUCGCAGAGCCCGGCUACGUGGGAUUGAUCGUGCAGCGAGUCGGUGAGGAAGACGACUGCAUUUAUGGUGCGCCCUUGGACACUGUUGUCGUUUUCAAGAUGCCUGGUAGCAAGACAGUCAAGCCGGGCUCAAACAACGAUCGUUUUGCGCACUGGCACGCAGAGGAGCUGCUCCAAGAGUGCUUGUGCGUUGGAUAG